Solanum verrucosum is the source of this 666-nucleotide messenger RNA. RefSeq lists its product as uncharacterized. Gene Ontology annotation, biological process: regulation of transcription by RNA polymerase II. Gene Ontology annotation, cellular component: RNA polymerase II transcription regulator complex. Bases 1 to 666 code for a protein of 221 amino acids. NCBI's taxonomy places the organism in Eukaryota, Viridiplantae, Streptophyta, Magnoliopsida, Solanales, Solanaceae. The record is from RefSeq and is a predicted model, not a curated record. Gene Ontology annotation, molecular function: RNA polymerase II transcription regulatory region sequence-specific DNA binding; protein dimerization activity; DNA-binding transcription factor activity, RNA polymerase II-specific. The transcript has 3 exons.
AUGGAAAAGAAAUAUGUGGAGAAAAAUAGAAGGAAUUAUAUGAAGAAUCUCUGUAAUCAACUUCAUUCCAUGCUCCCUACUACUCAUUCCUCUACUUCCAAUAAGGAUAGUUCUUUUAAAAAAACAACAAUGACAGUGACAGAUCAAAUAGAUGCAGCAGUGAAUUACAUAGAAAACUUGAAAAUGAAUUUGGAGGUGAACAAUAAGCACUUGGAAGAAUUGAAAAUGGGCCUAAAGAGGGCCCAAUCACUCAAUCCAACUAAUGAGCCCCGCCCAAGCACCAAGUCACCACUUCAGAUUGAAUUCCAUCAAAUGGGCCCAAACAUGGUCAUGGUUUUAAUAACUAGCCUUAAUAAUAUAGCCACUUUUAAUAACAUCAUUCGAUUAUGCCAUGAGGAAGGUGUUGAAGUUGUGUCUACAAGCUUUCAACUCAAUGGAAACUCUACACUGCAAAUUUCUCAUGAAACUAAGGUGGAGAUGAUCAACAUAAAUUCAAGAAUGGAAUUUAAAGCUACAACUUUGUAUGAUAAGAUGAAGGAAUUGAUUUAUGGAGCAACUUGCAGCAAUAUUGAUAUGGAAGGUUCCCAAAUACAUUUAUGGGACUAUAUAAUUGAAUUUGAUGAAUUGGAGGUAUUACCAAUUACUCCAAAGUCAAAAUCCAAGUAA